Messenger RNA from Pyricularia oryzae 70-15, 312 nucleotides. RefSeq lists its product as uncharacterized. Bases 1 to 312 code for a protein of 103 amino acids. The transcript has a single exon. Lineage: Eukaryota; Fungi; Ascomycota; Sordariomycetes; Magnaporthales; Pyriculariaceae. The record is from RefSeq and is a predicted model, not a curated record.
AUGGCUUCCACGUUUCAAACCCGUACAUAUUUGCUGUUCGGACCCAUCUCCAAAUACUCUGCUUCUGCUGUACCUAGCCCCACUCAACAUUCCUUCGACAAAGCUAUCUCGCCGAUCCAAAAGGCCUUGCAAGCUUGGAAACCACCACGGGCGCGUAACGCGUUUUUCAACGUCACCAUUGCCGACUGCUCCUCCGAUUGCGGAUUCGGCGACAGGACGAAAGAUGACAAAAUAUCAGACUCGGAAAGCAACAAAAGCACCUCCACUUCUAGUUCUGCAAGCAGCACCUCUGCUUUUUCGGGAUUUCGAUGA